AUGGAAACGGAGAAGAGGAAGUUUGCGAGAUUGAUCAGAAGAACAAUAAGAGGUGAGUGAGUCUGUUUAUUUUUUGCUUUUCUCAUUGGUUUGCUAUUUCAGUCGAUGAAAUGGCAUUGAAUGGACUUAUUUUCUGCGACACACCAAUCUUGAGAAAGUUUAUGAUCGAUACCAUCCUCGUGCCGGACAACUUGUAUCAAAUGACAAUUAUGCGAAGCGGUUUUACAGUUCAGGAUGGGAUCACCGGACGCAUAAUUAUCGGAAGAGUCUACAAAUGGAGGAAGGUUCCGAUCAACGAGCUGCUCCUGUUCAUCCUUCAAGCAAUGAACACCGAUAAUAAUUUUGUCGUUAGUCUGGAGAGUGAGUUUGCGUUUCUGACGCUUUCAAGACAAACUUCCUUCCUUGCAGCAAACGUGAAGCACUUUACCAAAAUGCAUACGGCGCUCGAUAGGAUUCCCCGGGUGGUUUGCCCUGAUGUUACCCUGAACCGUCACGAAACGAGAGCGUCGGAUUGCGCGUGGUUCUUUGAGCAGAAGUCCACCUAA
Caenorhabditis sp. 36 PRJEB53466 is the source of this 545-nucleotide messenger RNA. Lineage: Eukaryota; Metazoa; Nematoda; Chromadorea; Rhabditida; Rhabditidae. The record is from the annotation of a GenBank genome assembly.